AUGGCAACGGUGGUCACCGAAAAGCUUAGCCGCCUCUUCAUUAACGUGCAGCAGGUCCCCCAGCUGCUGGCCCCGCUCUCUCCCUCCACCGUCAGCAGUUCGGAGGUGCCGAAGGUCUUCUGGAAGCCCUACAUCCACGCCGGCUACCGGCCGGUGCGGCAGACCUGGCGCUAUUACUUCUCGACGCUGUUCCAGCAGCACAACGAAGCCAUCAACGUCUGGACCCAUCUGGUGGCAGCGCUGAUCCUGCUGCUGCGGGUCCAGCAGCUCUCGCCGCGGGGGGGUUUCGGGCAGGACCCGCACGCCCAACCCCUCCUCAUCAUCAUCGUGGCCUCCAUCACCUACUUGACGUUCAGCACCCUUGCUCACCUUCUGCAGGCCAAAUCGGAGUUCUGGCACUACAGCUUCUUCUUCAUGGACUACGUGGGGGUGGCCAUUUACCAGUACGGCAGCGCUCUGAGCCACUACUACUACACCAUCGAGCCGAGCUGGCACGAGAAGAUCAAGGGGUUUUACAUGCCGAUGGCAGUCCUGUUAGCGUGGCUGUCCUGCGCCGGCUCCUGCUAUGCCAAGUACCGGUACCACCAGUCGGCUCGCCUUCUGAGCAGGCUCUGCCAGGAGCUGCCCUCCGGCCUGGCGUACGUGCUGGACAUCAGCCCCGUGGUCCACCGCAUCUUCACCGCACCGCCCUCCGAGCGGGCUGACCCGGCCCUUCUGUAUCACAAAUGCCAGGUGCUGUUUUUCCUCAUUGGUGCCUUUUUUUUCUCGCACCCUUACCCCGAGAAGUGGUUCCCUGGGAAAUGUCACUUUUUCGGGCAGAGCCAUCAGAUUUUUCACGUGUGCCUGGUCCUCUGCACGCUGGCGCAGAUCGAGGCGGUGGUGUUGGACUACGAGUCCAGGCGACAGAUCUAUUCUGCUCUUCAGGGUGACUUGGCACACAACUUCUCUGCCCUGUGCCUCUUCACUGUGACCUGCUGUGUCCUCACAGCCGCUUGCAUGGCCCGCAAGGUGAGGAACACGCUGGGCUUCAAAGAAGAGUAA
Messenger RNA from Opisthocomus hoazin, 1041 nucleotides. Lineage: Eukaryota; Metazoa; Chordata; Aves; Opisthocomiformes; Opisthocomidae. The record is from RefSeq and is a predicted model, not a curated record.